Messenger RNA from Caenorhabditis remanei, 630 nucleotides. RefSeq lists its product as uncharacterized. NCBI's taxonomy places the organism in Eukaryota, Metazoa, Nematoda, Chromadorea, Rhabditida, Rhabditidae. Gene Ontology annotation, biological process: innate immune response. The record is from RefSeq and is a predicted model, not a curated record. The transcript has 3 exons. Gene Ontology annotation, molecular function: protein binding. The coding region runs from base 1 to 630 and encodes 209 amino acids.
AUGUCACCGUCCAUUCUGGAAAUUCCUGAUCUUCCAAUGGAAAUGAUAAUAAAUGACUUGGAUUAUCUUUCAAUCCAAUCCGUUCGCAAAACUUGCUGGGACCUCCGGAACUUUAUUGAUGACCAGAAACCGAAGAUCUGGAUGAAGACAAUUACCAUUCAUGAAAUGAAUGAUGAAGUCAUAAUGUCAUGCAAUUUCCCUACCUUAGGGCUUUCAGGAUUCAUCCACUUAUUUUAUGAAAAACAUGAAAACGGAUGCUUAAUUCAGGGUGCAACAAGUGAUGGAUACAAAUAUAAGAUUGUGGAAAAAUUGAACUUUGUGGAUGCUGCUUUUCAUGAUUUCAACAUUGCCCUAAAUUUUCAAAAGUCAAUAUUCGAGAAGGUCAAUCACUUUCUUCAAUUCCAUGAGUACAAGAAAUACUUAAAGGUGGUCAAAGAUGUCAGAAAACAUUUGUUCAUUGACGCUUUUGGAGAAACUUUCAAGCCGCCUGGAGAGUACGAUGAAAUUUGGUAUUUCAAUGUUCUUGGCAAUAAAGAAAAAGUCCUCAAGGUGGUUAACUCAUAUAAAGAAUUUAGGUUCCGCUUUGUAAAAAAAUGUGAGGUUCCAGAAGGUUAUGUGAUUAUUAAUUGA